GUGAGCGAGCGUGAGGAGGCUGUGAUUGGUGACGCUGGAGCUGUGGAGGUGUCUCACAGCAGAGCCAGCCUCCCCCCGUGUAUCCUCCUCCUCCUCUCCUCUCCUGCACUUCACCUCUCCUCAUCUGUUACUCUACAGCUCGGUGCGGCUGUGCUCCCCUCUCUCCGCUCACAGUAUCCUCCCUCCUCCGUCUGGAAGCAUCCACAGCCCCGGAGCCCCCUCAGGACACGGGGUCACCUCCGCUCUGCACCUGGGUGGCAACUUACUGCAGACGUUUACUCGACUGGAUCAAGAGGACUUUUUUUUUUACAACCUGGAGGAACUUAGUUCUGUUUUCUGAGUGUGGACUGGGAACCUUUUUUUAUAAGCUCUGGUGUGAGAGGUGUUGUAAACAUCUGCAGGGCUCUCUCUGUCUCUGUCUCUCUGUCUCUCUCUCUGUCUCUCUCUCUCUCUCUCUCUCUCUCUCUCUCUCUCUCUCUCUCUCUCUCUCUCUCUCUCUGGUGUUUAUUGCUGGAAGAAAGGAGCCGCUGUGAGGUUUUUUACACGAGGAUUCACCUGGACUCUGAGGAGGCGAGCACGAUGGACUUCACUUACUUCUGGCUCAUCGCUACGACGAUGAUGUUGAUCCAUCAGCAUCAAGCUUCCACCGUCUCCAUCCCGAGCCCCACGGCGGAGGAGGGCCCCCUGGCGCAGCUCCCCCACACAGCCCACCGCCGUGAGAAACGCUGCUCCUGCGACAACCAGAAAGACAAGGAGUGCAUUUUUUUCUGCCACAUCGGGAUCGUCUGGGUCAACUCGCCGAGCCACGUGGUUCCUUACGGAUUCGGAUCCGUCCGGCUCAGGCGGGAGCUCGUACGCUGCUUCUGCACGGACACACAGGACGCUGAGUGUGUGAGCUUCUGCUCCGCCCACACGCAGACACACGGUGACGGUGCAGAGGUGACCGGGAAGUCUGACAAACGAUUGGAGAGAAACCCAGAUGCAUUAUGGGAAAAAAGGAGCCGGCAUGCACUCAAACAGCAGACCUGAGCGCCUCGAGGCCACACAUUAACGCAAUCAUCUAUAACAACACAUGGACCCUUUAGUUUGUCCUCCGGCCUCGGAUGGUGGGGUAGACGUGUACACUGUGUGUGUGUGUGUGUGUGUGUGUGUGUGUGUGUGUGUGUGUGUGUGUGUGUGUGUGUCUGUGUGUGUGUGUGUGUGUGUGUGUGUGUGUGUAGUGUGUGUGUGUGUGUGUGUGUGUGUCUGUGUGUGUGUGUGUGUGUGUGUGUCUCUGUGUGUGUGUGUGUCUCUGUGUGUGUGUGUGUGUGUGUGUGUGUGUGUGUGUGUGUGUCUGUGUGUGUGUGUGUGUGUGUGUGUGUGUGUGUCUCUGUGUGUGUCUGUGUGUGUGUGUGUGUGUGUGUGUGUGUGUGUGUGUGUGUGUCUCUGUGUGUGUGUGUCUCUGUGUGUGUCUGUGUGUGUGUGUGUGUGUGUGUGUGUGUGUGUGUGUGUGUGUGUAUCUGUGUGUGUGUGUGUGUGUGUGUGUAUCUGUGUGUGUGUGUGUCUGUGUGUGUGUGUGUGUGUGUGUGUCUGUGUGUGUGUGUGUCUGUGUGUGUGUGUGUGUCUCUGUGUGUGUGUGUCUCUGUGUGUGUCUGUGUGUGUGUGUCUGUGUGUGUGUGUGUGUGUGUGUGUGUGUGUGUGUGUGUGUCUCUGUGUGUGUGUGUCUGUGUGUGUGUUUUAUGGAAAUGUAUUGAUGGUGAAGCGUCAGGAGAGGAGUUGGCUGAUGACAGCAGGUUGUGGGAGUUGAACCUGUGACCUCUCUGUCAGCUGAUUUGUGGCUCUGAGGAAUCGACCACGCUGCUGCGACCACGCUGCUGCGACCAAGCUGCGGGGGAAACGGGGGCCUUGCGUUCACUUUUGACAUUUUAGAAUUCUGACUUGUUCAGCACUGUUGAACUUCACACCUCGACACUAACAACUCUUUUUUUUUAUUACACAGUAAAACGACUUUGAGUCAUGAUGUAUGUUUGGACGUUUUUUGCACAGAAUGAGACACUUUAAAAUCUCUGAGGAAACAACCAACUAAAUAAAAGUAUUUCAGGGAGGCCAAGCUGCAACGACCACAACUGAGAGUUAGACCCCUAGUGUUUAAAAUGGGUACUGCAGUCUAAAUUCAAAACAUUGUAGAGAGCUGUCCAUCACUCUUAGACAUUUUAUGCUGCUCCAAAUGCUACCUAGCUAGCUAUGUCAACAUUUAUCCAAAAGACGUCUCAUUUUGAUUCUACUUUGGUUUAAUUUAAGAAUCUUAAAGGAGCAGUAUGUAACUCUGCCCCCUAGUGUUUAAAAUGGGUACUGCAGUCUAAAUUCUAAACAUCAUAGAGAGCUACAAUUCUACAGUUCUCUUAUCAGACUCUUUUAUCCAAAGCGACGUACAUCAGAGAGUAAGAACAACACAAGCAAGGAUCUAGAAAAAAGGGAACAAUGUCAGUAAGAGCAAACGAUCAGCUUUGAGUCUGAUUGGACACACAGGUGCUGACAGGAAGUGACCAGAGGCAAAGCACAACAUUGAGGGCAGUUCUUGAGAGCUCUAAUCAGUAUAGAAACCAUCUUAUAAGUCGUCGUUAUCAAACAAAAACCAUCGUCAUUACCAUCAUCAUCAUCAAUAAUAUGGAGACCAUCAUCAUUAAGUUAGUAGGUAUUCAUGAAAGAGCUGGGUCUUUAGCUUUUUCUUAAAGGUGCAGAGGGACUCUGCAGAUCACAUGGAGUUUGGAAGUUCAUUCCACCACCGGGGGGCGACAGAGGAGAAGAGUCUAGUCAACGUCUUAGGACCCUGUUGUGAAGGUUGGAUCAGACGCCUUUCAUUCUCAGAGCGUAGUGGGGGAGGGAGUGUAGACC
Messenger RNA from Labrus mixtus (cuckoo wrasse), 2874 nucleotides. RefSeq lists its product as uncharacterized. Gene Ontology annotation, cellular component: extracellular region. The record is from RefSeq and is a predicted model, not a curated record. The transcript has 4 exons. Gene Ontology annotation, biological process: regulation of vasoconstriction; vein smooth muscle contraction; intracellular calcium ion homeostasis. Lineage: Eukaryota; Metazoa; Chordata; Actinopteri; Labriformes; Labridae. The coding region runs from base 580 to 1029 and encodes 149 amino acids. Gene Ontology annotation, molecular function: hormone activity; endothelin B receptor binding.